AUGGCAAUCACUCAUCAUGGCAUUAACCAUGCUGACACUGGCGCCCUGAUGUGUUGCCCAUUUGAGGAAAUGGUGGAGAUUUUGAUGGAAGCUGCUGCCAUUGGUGGAAAGGAUGAUUGUCACAGCAUCGCAGAAAAUGUUAUAUUUGGCCAGCUUGUGCCUAUGGGUACAGUACAAGACUUACUUGCUGCCCACACAGUUGGCAGCAUGACACCAGGCCAAGUAGCAAUGACACCAUAUGACAUGAACUCACCUGCAUGGUCAGAGCAUAACUUCAAGGGCAAAUCAGCAACGUUCUCACUGCUUACUGUCAACAGUGGACAACUUUUCAUUCCCCAGAGCGACCUCACUCUUCAGCACAUCACUCUAUGCAAUGUCCCCAUUCUAUGA
Molecule: messenger RNA, 390 nt
Organism: Pisolithus orientalis
Lineage: Eukaryota; Fungi; Basidiomycota; Agaricomycetes; Boletales; Pisolithaceae
Exons: 3
Coding region: 1-390 (129 amino acids)
Source: RefSeq, a predicted model, not a curated record